AAAACAAACGCAGUUUGCUACCAUUUGCGGUAAAAAGUUAAUUACAAACACUACAAAAAUGAAAGCGUUCAUCGUAGCAGCUUUACUGAUCGCCAUGGUGGCAGCUCGUCCCCAGAAAGAAGUGGAGAUCCUGCGUUACGACAGCGAUAACAUUGGCGUCGACGGUUACAAAUUCGCCUACGAGCUGAGCGACGGAACCAACCGCCAAGAAGAAGCUCAAUUGCAGAACGCCGGAACCGAAAACGAGGCAAUCUCCGUCCGCGGCUCUUACACCUGGGUGGCACCUGAUGGACAGCAAUACACCGUCAACUUUGUCGCCGACGAAAACGGUUUUCGACCAGAAGGAGCACACAUUCCGAAAUAAAACCACCAAAUUAAAUUAGACUACUAUGUAUGAUACUCAAAUGAUACCUGCAUUGAAUAUGUACAUGUAUGCCAAUAUAUUUAACUGAAUUGUAUUAACU
Molecule: messenger RNA, 464 nt
Organism: Ctenocephalides felis (cat flea)
Lineage: Eukaryota; Metazoa; Arthropoda; Insecta; Siphonaptera; Pulicidae
Product: flexible cuticle protein 12-like
Exons: 3
Coding region: 59-364 (101 amino acids)
Cellular component (GO): chitin-based extracellular matrix
Molecular function (GO): structural constituent of chitin-based larval cuticle
Source: RefSeq, a predicted model, not a curated record